ACAAAUUUAAAAAAAAAGAUCAUUUCAAUUGCGGUCUUCGUGUGUGUUUUUCUCUCUAUUAUGAAGAUUUCGAUUGUGAUUUCAUCGAUUAGUCUCGUAAAUUUGAUAGAAUUUUGUUUAUCAGACAAACAUGUUUAUGGACGACUUCGAUACGGAGUCGACUACAAACUUCACGAAACGAUAUUGAUCGACGAAAAAACCAGCGUACCGACAAACUACUUCAUCAUUUUCAAAUAUUUAGCUUCGCAUUUGAAGCCCAUCGGUUACAUCGAAUUUGAUGUUAAUUCACCUAGUACGGGUUCCAUAGAAGCUAUAGAGGCGACACACGAUGGUUAUAUUUUUGAGGAAGCGUUUCCGGUUCCUAAUUUCUUUGCUAAAAUUCGUAUCGAUUCGACAUUGGACGUGAAGGCAACUUUAAAGAUUUACAAGAUAGGCGGCUACACGCCCUAUUUAAGCAUCGGGAAUUGGGGAGCUGCCAAAAGUGUAACGAUCAUCUACUCCAAAGCCGCUCGAUCCGGAAAGCAGCCAAUCUAUGCACAGAACUCAAUUGGUAAGCGUCAGAGUGGCGACGAGUUAGUUCACUUUCAAAUUAGCAAUGUUACGAAUGCAAGCCGUUUCCCAAGCAGAGCAUUCGAGUAUGCCGGUGAUGAUUACAUUACAUUUGUGGGAUUUUCGUUGAGUUCACCUACAGCUGUGGUACUGAUCAAUACGACGUUCGUCGGUGAAAAGGAAUUCAACGCCGUCGUAUACGACAUAAACGCUGAACACUUUGUGGCCAAUGUUUCGGUAUAUGCAAUCAAAAGUCAUUCGGGGAAUCGUCAGGCUGUAUUGAGUUCAUUGUAAUGCUUUUUCAAAAAAAUAAAAUUUCAUCGUUUAUGUCAUCUGUCAUUGAUGUCAACGA
Molecule: messenger RNA, 901 nt
Organism: Bradysia coprophila
Lineage: Eukaryota; Metazoa; Arthropoda; Insecta; Diptera; Sciaridae
Source: RefSeq, a predicted model, not a curated record